Molecule: messenger RNA, 3650 nt
Organism: Orussus abietinus
Lineage: Eukaryota; Metazoa; Arthropoda; Insecta; Hymenoptera; Orussidae
Gene: Aldh-III
Product: aldehyde dehydrogenase, dimeric NADP-preferring
Exons: 12
Coding region: 255-1976 (573 amino acids)
Biological process (GO): aldehyde metabolic process
Cellular component (GO): cytoplasm
Molecular function (GO): aldehyde dehydrogenase (NAD+) activity
Source: RefSeq, a predicted model, not a curated record
ACUCGCCUCUCCAUAUGCGUAUCUCUUCCUCCCGUAUGUGAGAUAUUGUUGACCAACACAUGCGAUCUCUCUUUUACCCCCACUCCUGGUUUAUUAGCCACAUUUAAAGCAUCAAGCGAUGACAUAGGAUCUGGGCUUCUAUGGGACUUCUGUUCUGAAUUCUUUGGAAAAUGUACUGAGUGAAAACGGACAACAGGAGGAAGGUUGUCACGUUCCUCUAUCUGACGUGCGACCGUUAGCGCCGGAGAUUACGAAUGUCAUUAGCGAGUGGGACCUUUAUCAUCCCCGCCGGCUAUCCCGAGCUCAGACUCGGUCGCAGCGGCUGUCAGUCGCUCUCAGUUAUUCUGCGUUACUGCGCAUUGCUGUCCGUUGUUGUGCGUUGCUGUGCGUUGCUGUGCGUUGCUGUGCGUUGCUGUCUGUCAAAACGAACUACUUCUGACGUACUACAAAUUAAUGGUAAAGUGGAAAUGUCCAGUUACGCAGAUAUUGUACAAAGAGCACGUGACGCAUUUUACAGUGGCAAAACGCGACCGUUAGAAUGGAGAAUUGCACAAUUGAAACAAUUUCAACGAAUGAUAGAGGAGAAUACAGCCGAGAUCCAUGCCGCACUUGCAGCGGACUUGCGCAGGUCCAAGUUUGAAAGCACAGUCCUAGAAACAUCGUACACUAUAAAUGAUAUUAAACAUAUGCUUAUGAAUAUAAGGGAAUGGGCUGCACCUGAAAAGCCAGCUAAAGCUAUUGUUAAUAUAUUGGAUUCCGUUGAAGUAUAUAAAGAUCCUUAUGGUGUGGUCCUUGUAAUUGGCGCUUGGAAUUACCCGUUGCAAUUGACUUUAGUUCCCAUGAUGGGUGCCGUAGCUGCUGGCAACUGUGUCAUUGUGAAACCAUCAGAAGUAUCUCAAGCUACUUCGAAACUCCUGGCUGAAAUUAUUCCUAAGUAUCUGGACACUGAAUGUUACCAUGUGGUUACUGGCGGUAUACCCGAAACUACAGAAAUCCUGAAACAAAGAUUUGAUUAUAUAUUUUACACAGGCUCAACGACAGUUGGAAAAAUAGUUCGUGAUGCGGCUAAUAAAUUUCUAACGCCUGUCACUUUAGAACUGGGUGGCAAAAGUCCUGUGUACGUAGACAGUACGGCAGAUAUACAGAUUACAACGAAACGGUUGCUGUGGGGGAAGUGCAUUAAUUCUGGACAGACGUGUAUCGCACCUGACUAUGUAUUAUGUACUCCACAAGUGCAAAAUGAAAUAGUUGAAGAGGCAGCCAAAAUUUUGAAGGAGUGGUAUGGCGAUGAUAUUAAGCAGAGUCCGGAUUUAUGCCGUAUUGUAACGGACAAUCAUUACCAACGAUUGGCAAAUUAUUUAACAAAUAGCGGAAAGGUUGCUGUUGGAGGUGAUACUGAUCCUGCAGAAAAAUAUAUAGGUCCGACCAUUCUUGUCGAUGUUAAACCUACAGAUCCUAUUAUGCAGGACGAGAUUUUUGGACCAAUUUUACCUAUUGUCACAGUUAACAAUGCCUACGAAGCGAUAAAGUUUAUUAACCAACGGGAGAAGCCAUUAGCAUUGUACAUAUUUAGUAAUGAUGUUGAGGAGCAGUCUCUUAUCAUCCGAAGCACAAUUAGUGGUGGGGUCACCAUUAAUGACGUAAUGAUGCAUGCUACAGUUGACUCUUUACCUUUUGGUGGAGUUGGAUUUUCUGGAAUGGGAGCUUAUCACGGGCGAGACACUUACGACACUUUUGUACACAGGAAAGGAUGUCUCCUUAAAACGUUCAACAAAGUCGGAGAAUCGAUAUCAUCGUGUCGCUACCCUCCCUAUACCGAGAGGAAGUUAAAGUUACUGACAUCUUUGAUGGCGAAAAGGCCGGAUAUUCCGGGAAUAAAGUAUUUGCCUCAUUUAUUAAUGUUCGGCUUGGGUGUGCUUGUCACCGUUGGUUUGAAAGCCGCCUUGAAGGAAAUGGAUCAGGAGGACCAGAUGUAGGACACAUCGGUAAAAAGAGCAACGAUGUACAUCACGAAAUAUCGUCUUAAAUAUACCACUAUUUUCUGAAAUAUAUCACCAUUAUUCAAUCGCAGUCUGACUUUAGUAAAAUUCUAAGCGUCCACACUGAUAAUAAUCCACUUAAACAAUAUGUAUUAUUUUACGUUUUUUAUGAAACAUUGAUUUUGCCAGGAUGUCGCUUGUCGCAUCGACAUCUACAACAAUUAUAUCGGUGGUAAAUGUUUAAGCAUAAGUCAAACGGCCGUUACGUAAUCACAUUAAAGUAGAGCAAAGUUGUUUGAAGUGCCUUAAAUUUAAACAAAAAAUAUGCCAAGAUUUUUACCUAAUACAGAAAAGUCAAUACAUUGCCAAAGAAUUCAGAGGUUCUGUAAAAGCCUAAAUUUUCUGUUGGCACUUGGCGUUCUAAAGGUUGACUAAUAAAUCAGGAGUGGGGGUGAAAAAGGUCAUACGCGUUAGCCAACGGCACCUUAAAUAUGAAAGGAAGAGAAACGUGAAUAGAAAUGUGAGCAUUGUGAGUGAGAUAAAGAACGAACGUAGUCUGAUAUAUACAUAUAUUGCCAUAAGAAUAAGAGAGAUGAAGAGACGAUUACAGCGCAGCCAUCGGUUGGCUACCGUACUAAUAUCAAACGUCCGUAUCUUUUUAAGCUUUUAUGCAGACUUCUGAAUACUUUGGCAAUGUACUCGAGAAAUUCAAAUGUUUCUAGUAAUUGAACAGUAUUCCGGGAUCGUAUACCCUAUUAUGUACAGAAUAUCUCGUAUUGUUUAAUUAAUAUUCUAGAGGAAGAAAGGGUGAACAUUUUAAGUAAAAGUUUCUUUUGCACUUUGGGCUCAGAUUAUUAUUUAACGCAUUAUUAAUUAAAGUUAGCCGAUACCACAUCGUGGAGCCCCUCGCAAUGGUUGUACAUUUGCUCGUUAAAAGUUCAGUUUAAUUUCUUGAAGUAUUUAUUUUGGAGUACUACAUAUUUGACGAAUUUAUUAAUUAACCAUUCAAUGAAUUAAUCAGCGAAUUGAGUAAUUCGCAGGGCAAUUAAUGAAUCAAUCAGUAAUUGAUUAAUUAAUGAUCCAUCAAUCAGUAAUUGAUUAAUUAAUGAUCCAUCAAUCAAUUUUGUAAUUAAUGAUUUAAUAAUUAAUUUUCCAAAAUUAAUGCAUACGUCGAUAAUGUUUCUCAGGUUCUCAAUUAUCUGAUCAAUUUAUAACAGUUUCUGUUCUGAUUCAUUUUUUAUUUAUUCAUUCAUUUAUCAAUUUAUUUAUUUAUGCGUCAAUUUAUUAAAUAAUAAACAAAGUAAAAUGAAAUUUCAACCAGAGGAAUGUACAGCAAGCACGAGGAACCCCCUCCCAACAUUGAUUGUUAAUAACUCAGUAAACAAUGGUCUCAGCCCAAAUAGAGAACGACAUUUUAGUUAAAAAUUCCGACUUCUAAAAGAUUACUUAAUCAAUACAGGAUAUCCUGUAUAAUUGUGUAAUAUAUUGUAUUGUAUACGAUCGUAAAAUAUAUCUUGCUUUAUUACAUCAAAAAAGUACCAAAAAGGCGAAAAAAGUUGUACAUUUACUUCUGGGAUUACUGCAAAUAUAUGUUAUUAGUAUUGUUCUUUAAAAGUUGUUUAUCGAUUGUUAUAUAUAUGAUUUGUAUAAUAAAUUUUUAUUAAAUGUCGA